Rhagoletis zephyria (snowberry fruit fly) is the source of this 1866-nucleotide messenger RNA. RefSeq lists its product as uncharacterized. The record is from RefSeq and is a predicted model, not a curated record. NCBI's taxonomy places the organism in Eukaryota, Metazoa, Arthropoda, Insecta, Diptera, Tephritidae.
AUGAGAUUAAUACGAAAAGACAAACCUUUCAGCCAGAGGAUUACAAGAUGGGAUCGAAUUCGUAAACGAAAUGACUGUAAAAAUUCUUGUUCAAUUAAUUCAGGCAUUGUACAAUAUUUCUUUUGGAAGGAGUACAUCAGCCCAUAUGAUAAUUCAGUGCUAUGUGGCAAAAACGAACCAAACAAAGCACUAAAUCCUUUGGUAGUUAUGGAUAUACGUCAUGAAAUGUUUCAAAAGACACCACGAAAAUCGGCGCUGGUUACAGUGGGCGGCCAGCGUACGUUAGACGCGUGUAUAUCACAUAAUCUGGUUGUAGAGGAUCGUUACAUCAACAACGAACUAAAAAAAAUCCGCCAGCAGUUACGAAACAAUACUAAACGAAAUACAGAUAAAAAGGAAUUUACAGAAGAGCACAAACAAGAUGUAAGUAUUUUGGACAACAGUUUUCUAAUACAAGGCUUAGAAAGAGCAACUAAGCAUAUGGAGAACUUUUACACAACACCUCUGGAUGUAUUGCAAGCAAUUGAAGUGUUAUCUGCCACCGAAACAAAUAAGAACGACACACAAGAGCAUAAAUUAACUCCAAAGAAUGGCUUUGGAAUAAUUGAGGCAAUCUUUACGGAUGAAGUGGACAAAAAGAAAUAUACAAUGAGCGCAGAAACCGUUUUAAGCAAACAUAUUAACCCUCAAGCAAAGGAAUAUGAGUACAAAAUUGUGUCUGAUAGCAAUUUAAAAAUAGAAAAUCCGCUUAUUUACAAAUUCUCGAAUGAAUACAAAAAUCCCAUUGCUCCUAAUACUGCAACUGAUAGUUAUUUAUAUCAAACGCGAUGUGUACGUUUUGAUGAAUCGGUAGAAGUAAGAAACUUUAAUCGAGAUAGCUCUAAACUUUCGAAUACCAGUUGUAGAAUUGAUUUGGCUGUAUCGGAUAUAACUGAGGAGGCACUUUUUGAACUGCAAAUUGCAGCUGAAGAAAAAUUGACUCAAAAAACACGGUUCGAAUCAGUAGCAAAUAAACCGCCACCAACUGAUUUCAAUAAAUCUUUAAAAUGCUCUCAAAAGUCUCUAAAAGUUAAAAAUGCAUCAGAGCUCCUGAUUAUUAAAAAAAUAAAUAAUGCGAAUCAAGUAGAUUAUGAUCAUAUUACUCCUGAAGAGGUAGAAGAAGAAAGCAUUUCCAGCUUUGAAGAAAACUUAAGUAUUACACAACUCUUCCAGCCAAGAGCCAACACCACUCCCACAUUGCUACGAAAAUAUUUUUUUAAUUGGAUUCAUUUCGUCACCAUUGAGAAAAUUGAUCGCGAAAAUGUGUCUAUCAAGGAUAAUCGCAUACAUAAAAUUAGUUUGUUUUUGGACAAAAUACGGAAGGAAAAAUUGCGCUUGAUGCGUAGUUACCGUCAAUUUACUGCUGCACUGGGCCGUAGGGCAGCUCAACCCAAACCAGGGGUUUCAACACGAGUAACAAAAAAAUAUCUAAACAAAAUCAGGAUUCAACAGGACAUCAUAGAGCUACAACGACUAAAGCUUGAGCGCCAAGAGCGUGUUAUUAUGGAAUUAAAUUUUUAUAAGUUAUCUUCCGAGGCCAAAGAAGAUCGUCAAGAUUUAAAAAACGAAUUGAAGUCGAUUAUACACCAUGGUAACCCAAAGUUCAAAGCAAAAGCAAAAUACCUACAGCUUAUUGGUAACCUGCGAGAAGAAAAUGACGAAAACAUGGCGAGUUUGCAGGGGAAAGCCAUGAUUAUGCCAAAAUUUGUACUUAAAAUGCAAGACCGCGCAAUGGAAAGAAGCAUUCGUCAUGAGAAAGCGCGUCAACGACGAUUGCAGCAGGAUGCUGAAAAUGAAGCUCAAAAAAUGGCUGUCGAGGAAGCGAAG